Molecule: messenger RNA, 3603 nt
Organism: Pleuronectes platessa (European plaice)
Lineage: Eukaryota; Metazoa; Chordata; Actinopteri; Pleuronectiformes; Pleuronectidae
Gene: prrg2
Product: proline rich Gla (G-carboxyglutamic acid) 2
Exons: 7
Coding region: 198-809 (203 amino acids)
Cellular component (GO): extracellular region
Molecular function (GO): calcium ion binding
Source: RefSeq, a predicted model, not a curated record
CCCACCAGCUGCUAUGCUGUUCAACAGGUUUGGAAAGCAGCAUAACAUAUUUUUGUCCUGACGGUUUCAACACAGACUUUAGUGUGUAGUGACAGUGGGGCCUAUAUGUUACUGAAUAUAUAGCAGAACCAGGAAUAUUGCUCUCCCAAAAACCUUGGACAGACAGAGCAAACUGCAGUGGACAGUUGUUUGCUACAAUGGCAGCCAUACCAGAGGUGUGGAUCCCGGCAUUGUCCUUACUGCAGCUGGCCCACUGUGCUGUCACCUCCAGGCAUGCUCAAGGAGAGCCUGUGUUGUUGGAUGAGCAUACAGCAACCUCCUACCUGUCGCGCACACUGCUUUAUAACAGCUGGGACUUUGAGCUGUUGGUGUCUGACGAUUUGGAGAGGGAGUGUAAGGAGGAGAUGUGCAGCCGUGAGGAGGCCAGAGAGGUGUUUGAGGACGACACUCAAACGGAAAUAUUUUGGACCAACUAUGUCAACAGUCAAGCGUAUGCUCCCAGAUUGGAUGUGUCGGGAGUGGUGGCAGGUAUCCUGGCUGUCCUAGUGUCUGCUGUUAUUGCCACUGUCCUGGGAAUAUACUUCUACAAAGCUAAAAAGAAGGAUGGCCAGACGUCAGCCCAAGCUCCAGUGAGGAUGGCAGCAGAUGGCCGUCCCGCUCCGGAGAUGGUGCCCCUUGCUGGGAUCACUGCUCCAGGUCUACCCAGCUACAAUGAGGCUCUGAACCGCAGUGGGCAGCAUGAUGCCCCACCACCACCUUAUUCAGGGGGUGCGCCGUCAGAGCCCGCUGAUCCUGGAGACAACGAAUAAGAGGGUUGACAGAGCUUCUUCAAAUGGCUAGUGGGAAAGAUUUUAGUCUACCUUUUGAGUGUGUGUAUGUGUGCGUAUACAUUUUGCUUAUGCGUGAAGUUAGUUCCCAGUCCCAGAAGUAACUCUUCUUAAAAGGUGGAAUGAGAUGUGGAGAGAUUGAGGAACAUGUUUUGCGGUUUCCCCUCACAAUUGUAUUGCAUCUGCAGGGUAGUUUUGAGUUUGGGGAGAAAUGGAGAAUAACAGUUUAAUGCAAUAAAUGAAGUAACAAUUACAUAAAGCUCCCAUUAUUUUCUUUGCCUUGUGCAACUUGACAGGCCAGUAUAGACAAGUGCAUGUGUGUACAAUUUAAGUCAGGGGAAUGUCUGCACGUCAAUCACAUACUUUAACCUGUGUUGUUGUUAAUCACAGCAGUUUAUCACAAUGCUACUACUUUAAUGCUACUCUACAUUGUGUAGCCGUGCACUGGAAUGUGUUUGUGUGUGUGUGUUUUUGUUACCUCUUUAGGACUUUUGACACCAUAAACACUUUUUCAGGACCAGUAGACCUUAUGGGGAGGUUAUCCUCCUAAUGAGCCAAAACAUAGUUUCUGAGAUCAAAUAUUUAUGUUUGUGUCAUAUGCGACAGAUGGACAUUUAAACUGUGGUGAAAGAUCACUUUCACUAUCUAUUUGCUGCAAACCAUGUACGGUAAGCGAGGACAAUGUGCAGCGUGGAUGCUCUAACCUGAAAACUUCGUCAGCAUUCCAGUUGCUGUACGUUUGCUACACGAUGACCGUAUACUUCAUACUUCAUGGGGCGGUGUGGCCUAGGGGGUAAAGUGGGCGUUCUCCAACAAGAAGGUUGCUGGUUCAAUUCCCACUCUUCCCCAUCUGCAUGCCGAAGUGCCCUUGGCAAGAUACUGAACCCCUUACUGGCCCUCAUAUACAGUGCCUUGCAUAAGUAUUCACCCCCUUUGGACUUUUCUACAUUUUGUCAUGGUAUAACCACAGAUUACAAUUUAUUUCAUCGUGAGUUUAUGUAAUGGACCAACACAAAAUAGUGCAUCAUUUGGAAGUGGGGUGAAAUAUUACAUGGAUUUCACAAUUAUUUACAAAUAAAAAUCUGAAAAGUGUUGAGUGCAUAUGUCUUCACCCCCUUUACUGUGAAACCCCUAACAAAGAUCUGGUGCGACCAAUUGCAUUCACAAGUCACAUUUGCAAGUCACAUAAUUAGUAAAUAGGGUCCACCUGUCUGCAAUUUAAUCUCAGUAUAAAUACACCUGUUCUGUGACGGACUCAGAGUUUGUUGGAGAUCAUUACUGAACAAACAGCAUCAUGAAGACCAAGGAGCUCACCAAACAGGUCAGGGAUAAAGUUGUGGAGAAAUAUGAAGCAGGGUUAGGUUAUAAAAAAAUAUCCAGAGCUUUGAACAUCUCUCUGAGCACCAUAAAAUCCAUCAUAAGAAAAUGGAAAGAAUAUGGCACAACCGCAAACCUACCAAGAGGAGGCCGUCCACCCAAACUGAAGAGUCGGACAAGGAGAAAAUGAAUCAGAGAAGCAACCAGGAGGCCCAUGGUUACUCUGGAGGAGUUGCAGAGAUCCACAGCUGAGGUGGGAGAAUCUGUCCACAGGACAACUAUUAGUCGUCUACUCCACAAAUCUGGCCUUUAUGGAAAAGUGGCAAGAAGAAAGCCAUUGUUGAAAGGGAUCCAUAAAAAAUCCCGUUUGGAGUUUGCCAGAAGCCAUGUGGGAGACACAGCAAACAUGUGGAAGAAGGUGCUCUGGUCAGAUGAGACCAAAAUGAACUUUUUGGCCUCAAUGCAAAACGCUAUGUGUGGCGAAAACCCAACACUGCCCAUCACCCUGAGCACACCAUCCCAACAGUGAAACAUGGUGGUGGUAGCAUCAGGCUGUGGGGAUGCUUCUCUUCAGCAGAUACAGGGAAACUGGUCAGAAUAGAGGGAAAGAUGGAUGGAGCCAAAUACAGGGAAAUCCUUGAAGAAAAUCUGAUGCAGUCUGAAAAAAAGACUUGAGACUGGGGCGGAGGUUCAUCUUCCAGCAGGACAAUGACCCUAAACAUACAGCCAGAGCUACAAAGGAAUGGUUUGGAUUAAAGAAUGUUAAUGUCUUAAAAUGGCCCAGUCAAAGCCCAGACCUCAAUCCAAUAGAGAAUCUAUGGCAAGACUUGAAGAUUGCGGUUCACAGACGGUCUCCAUCCAAUCUGACUGAGCUUCAUCUUUUUUGCCUAGAAGAAUGGACAAACCUUUCCAUCUCUAGAUGUGCAGAGCUGCUAGAGACAUACCCCAAAAGACUUGCAGCUGUAAUUGCAGCGAAAGGGGGUUCUACCAAGUAUUGACACAGGGGGGUGAAUACUUAUGCACCCAACAGAUGUCAACUUUUUUGUUCUCAUUAUUGUUUGUGUCACAAUAAAAUGUAUUUUGCACCUUCAAAGUACUACGCAUGUUUUGUUGAUCAAACGGGAAAAAGUUUAUUUAAGUCUAUUUGAAUUCCAGUUAGUAACAGUAUAUAAUGGGAAAAAGUCCAAGGGGGGUGAAUACUUAUGCAAGGCACUGUAUGUUGUGUGUACUAAAAAUGUAAGUCGCUUUGGGCAAAUGCGUCAGCUAAAUGACAUGUAAUGUAAUACUUAAAAUGCUAUUUGUAGUGUUACCAUAAAUCACUUAAGAGUAAAAUUCUGUGACACAUAAUCAUUACUUGGCAGUAUAUUAUGAACUUGAUUUAUGUUUUUGCAAUUUGAACUAGUGUACAUUUCUUUUAAUUUAUUAGUAUAAUGUUUUGAUAAUAAACAAGUUAACAUUA